Phyllotreta striolata is the source of this 27799-nucleotide messenger RNA. The record is from the annotation of a GenBank genome assembly. NCBI's taxonomy places the organism in Eukaryota, Metazoa, Arthropoda, Insecta, Coleoptera, Chrysomelidae.
GCGCAAAGGCGAGCGCUCGGCAAUCUCCCCGUCGCCCGAAACAUACCUGUACGUUUUUUUUUUCUUAUAUUCAUACGUGGGCAAAAUCGCGCAUAUGGUGGAGUUCGAAGGGUGGAACGACGAACGACGAGGGUGCUGUGGUGGUUGAACAAAAGGCGGUCGUGGUGCCGGUGCGGGGAUCGAAUCAAGUGUGCCGCGGACGGGACAGAAACCGAUCGGAUCGCAGUGUGCCGGGCGUGUUAUUCUAAUGGUUGUUGUUGUUGUUCGAUUGUUGUUGUUAUGUUGAAGUGCGGGGAAAUGUGUAGUAGAUGUUUGGUAGAGAGUUCGAACGUGUGUAAAUAACGAACAAUAAAUCGUUUUUUUUUCUAAUCGAACUGAAACGUAUACAUUCCAAUUAAAAAGGCUAAAAAAAAAUUACAAAGUUAAGGACGAAUUCGAAAAGAGUGCGCGCGUGUGAUGUACGAAUUAAAAAAUUGCGAAAAACUACACUGAGAAACAAAUCGCAAUGUCGACGCAAACCUACUACAAAGAGAAGCUGGGAUUCGAUCCGAAGGAGGCGUAUUUCGACGGUCCCCCGGAAAAGUACAUGAAAACCGAAGAAAAACCGCACGGAUACGAAGAGAACUUGACCAAGUUCAAAGACGAAAGAGACGCCGUCCAAAAGAAAACGUUCACAAAAUGGGUCAACAAACAUCUAAAGAAGGCCAAACGCCAAAUUAGAGAUCUAUUCGAAGACCUGCGAGAUGGACACAACUUGAUCACUCUAUUGGAAGUUCUAUCUGGCGAAGAACUUCCAAGAGAGAAAGGUCACAUGCGUUUCCACAUGUUACACAACAUCGAUACGGCCCUGCAUUUUCUCCGAUGCAAGAAAAUCAAAUUGGUCAACAUCCGAUCGGAGGACAUCGUCGACGGCAAUCCGAAAUUGACGCUCGGCCUGAUUUGGACCAUCAUCUUGCACUUCCAGCAACACACGAAAAAUCUCUCGAAAUCUAACACGUUUUUCUUAUAUUUUUGUUUAACGCAAACGACAGGCCAACAAGAACGCCUCCGAACACUCGUUAUUUCCGCCAGUAAAAAGUGCCCGUCGAUGUACCGAUUCGUGAAAGACGGCUCGCCGUCGACGUCGGCGUCGCCGAAGCGCCUGUUCGUGCAGGCGACGCCGACGGACGGGCGUCCCGACGACCUGCGCGCCGUCUACACCAGGAAGAAGCUCUCUACCGAGCUGCUGGGCAGCUCGUUCGAAUCGACGGAGACGAGCCGUCGCGGCGACGACGGACGCCGGCGCAUCACCACCAAGAUCGUCAGGAAGGUGACGACGCUGACGCGCGGCGAACAGCGCACCGACGCCCGGGACGUCGCGGCGCCGCCUGUCGUGGAAACUAGAAACGAACUCGCCGCCAAACGUGUUAAGAUAUCCGACAUAGUCGUCGGCCAGGAACCCAACGUCUCGGCCAAGGACUACCUUCUCAGAUGGGCGAAACGCACCACCCAUCGCUACCCGGGCGUCAACGUCGUCGAUUUCACGAAAUCGUGGCGGGACGGGCUGGCGUUCAGCUCGAUCAUCCACCGAAACCGGCCGGACCUCAUCGACUUCGGCAAGGCCAGACAACAGCGGCCCAGGGAACGCAUGGAAACGGCCUUCUACAUCGCCGAACGCGAGUACGGCGUCACCAGAUUGCUCGAUCCCGAAGACGUGGAUACGCCGAAUCCGGACGAGAAAUCGCUGAUCACCUACAUCUCGUCGUUGCACGAAGUGUUCCCGGAACCGCCCGCCAUCCAUCCGCUGUACGAUUCGGCGGCGCAGCAGCGCGUCCAAGAGUACCGCGAGAUCGCGUCGUCGUUGCACAUGUGGAUCAGGGAGAACUACUCGCUGAUGCAGGACCACUCGUUCCCGCCGACGCUCAUCGAGAUGAAGAAGCUCGCCGCGGAAUCGUCGCGAUUCCGCACGGACGAGGUGCCGCCGCGCCAGCGCGACAAGGCCUACUGCGCGCAGCUGUACAAGGACCUGGAGAAGUACUUCAGGAGCGUCGGCGAGGUGGAGGUGGAGCCGGAGCUGCGCAUCGACAACAUCGAACGCAGUUGGCAGCGAUUGAUGGAGGCCCAUCAGGUGCGCGACCGGCGCAUCGGCGACGAGAUCAAGCGAUUGGAGAAGUUGCAGCGCUUGGCCGAGAAGGUGCACCGCGAGAUCAAGCAGACCGAUGGGAAUUUGGACGCGAUCGAGCGCGCCAUCGAGAACGAAUCGAGACGAAUCGAACGAAUCCACCCGUUGGAGGCGAAGAAGAUAGCGGACCAAAUCGACCAAGAUUUGUCCACUAUCGAGCAGAACAUCCAGUCGCUUCGGACGGACGUCGGGGUGCUCAGGAACGGGCGGUAUCCGCAAGCCGGCGAAUUGGAUAAACGGGUGAUCAAACUCCACGAACGAUGGGUGAACAUGCGCCACUUUUUGCACAACAAAAUCGUCGGACCGCUGGCCAAUUUGAGUUUCCCCGUCGAAGAACGAACCGUCACCAAACACCUGCGUACGGUACAAGAAACCAGAAACGUCGACACCAAUCCGCACUUCAGGAGCCUACAGGAGCACAUCGAAUGGUGCAAAAACAAAAUGAAGCAACUGAGAGCGGCCGAUUACGGACAGGACCUGCCGACGGUGCAGGCCGAGCGCGACUUCCACCAGCGCGAGCACCGCUCCGUCGAGCAGUUCCGCUCGAAGGUCGACGCCGCCGUCGCGGCGCGCCAGUACUUCCAGGGCGAGGAGCUGGCGCUCUACAACCAGCACCUCGGCCAGUUGCAGAAGGUCUACGCCGAAUUGUCGACGUUCAGCGCCAACCGGCUGACCGAUCUGGAGACGUUGCUCGAUUUCAUCCAAUCGGCCACCAACGAGCUCCAGUGGCUCAACGACAAGGAGGAGAUCGAGGUCACCAGGGACUGGAGCGACGUCAAAUUGGACGUCGGGGGCGUCGAGAAGUACUUCGAGCUAAAUUUCGGAUGCGGAGACGAGAACCUGAUGAGCGACUUGGAGAAGCGCGAAUUGCAAUUCAACUCCGUCCUCGAGCGAGGCGAGUGCCUCGUCCUACAGAACCAUCCGGCCACCAAGGCCAUCGAGGCCCACAUGGCCGCCAUGAACGCCCAAUGGGCUUGGUUGCUCCAGCUGACCCAUUGCUUGGAAACGCACCUGUUGAACACCAGGAACUACCAGGCGUUCUUCAAAGACGUGCAGAUCGCCGAGGAGUGGCUCAAAGAGAAAGACGAAAUCAUGAACACCGAAUUCAGCCAAGGAGAUUUCAGUUUGGACGUGGGCGAGAAACUCCUGCAGGGCAUGCAGAACCUCCGCGACGAGUUGAACAACUUCGGCGAUCAAGUGCAAAAUCUGACGGCGCGCGCUCAAGAAAUAGUGCCUUUGAAGCAACGCAGACAACCGGUUACCAGACCGAUAAGCGUCACGGCGAUUUGCAAUUACAAACAAAACAACUUUUCGAUCGAGAAAAACAAGGAAUGCACUCUCACCGACAACUCGGGUCGCACCAAAUGGCGGGUGCACAACUACCAAGGCGUCGAAUGCCAAGUACCAGGCGUUUGCUUCGUCCUGCCGCCGCCCGACAAGGACGCCCUCGACGCCGCCGAUCGCCUGCGACGCCAGUACGACCGAUCGCUGGCGCUCUGGCAGAAGAAACAGCUCCGCAUGCGCCAGAACAUGAUCUUCGCCACGAUCAAAGUGGUCAAAGGUUGGGACCUGCCGCAGUUCAUCGCCAUCGGCGCCGAGCAGCGCAACGCCAUCAGGAAGGCCCUCAACGAGGACGCCGACAAGCUGAUGGCCGAAGGCGAUCCGUCCGAUCCGCAAUUGAGGCGGUUGCGCCGCGAAAUGGACGAGGUCAACAGGCUGUUCGAUGAGUUCGAGAAACGCGCCAGAGCCGAAGAGGAGAGCAAGAACCAAGCGAGGAUAUUCAACAACCAGAUAUCGAACCUGCAGCUGGCCCUCGACGAGGCCGAGCGCGUCAUCAAUCAGCGCGUGCUGUCGCCGUUGCCGCGCGACAUCGACACCCUCCAGCACAUGGUGUUGGAGCACAAGGAGUUCGAGUCGCGCCUGCAGAACCUCGAGCCCGACAUCGAACAGGCCAAGGACACGUUCCGUUCGAUCACGCUGAAAACGCCGCAGCACAAGAAGGACCUCGAGCGCGUCCUCGACAAGUGGAAGUACGUGUGGAACACCAGCAACGUCUACGUGGAGCGGCUCAAGUGCGUCGAAAUCGUGCUCAACGGCAUGGAGGACGCCGGCCAGGUGGUGUCCGAAUUCGAGAAGAAGCUGGCCCUCUUCGACGACCUGCCCAAGACGAAGAAAGGUCUCGAGGACGUGCACGACGAUUUGCUCAAAUUAGAAUCUGCCGUGGGCCAGCAACAGAUCGUGAUGGACCAAUUGAACGACGAUUUCGACAACACCAGACGGCUGACGGAGAAGUCGAGGCCGAACCAGCGCGGUCCGCACUCGGACGUCGAACGUUUGGACAAGGAGAUACAGAAGUUGAACAACAGAUGGAGCAACGUGUGCGCCCAAUUGGCCGAUAGAUUGAGAGGUUGCCAGCAGGCGUACGAUUUGCUGAAGAACUACGGCGAAGCGAAGGAGAUCGAAGACGGCUGGCUGGACGAGCAAUACGGCAAAUUGGAGUCGUUGCAGCCUGUCAAGGAGAGGGCCAAGGAACACCUGGACGCUACUAGGAAUCUGCUGAACAGCGUCGUGGAGAGGGUGCCGAAGAUCGAAGCUGUGAACGUCAAUGGCGGACGAUUCAUCAGAGAGGGAAAGAUAUGGAGCAAGGGCGUGCAGAAGUUCAGGGAGUCGAUAUUGGAGCACCAGCCCUCGUUGGACGCCAACGCCGCCUUCUGGGGCAAAACCGAACCGUCCGGCGCCGACGUCGUCGCCGAGGAGCUCGACGAAUUCAACGCCAGGUACCAAUAUCUGGUCGAUUUCCUCUACGAUCGGCUGAGGCAGAUCGCCGACAAAUGCAAGGGAGAUAUCGUUACUUUGAGGUUGGUGGAGCAAAUGAAACCACAACCUCUCAGAACCUUCAGAACGGAAUUCCACAUGAGCAGCGCCAGCGAGCAAUACUCAACUUACACCACCACCACGCAUUACAACAAACAGUACGUCCAAACGAUCAAAACCGAAAACGGAUCGACCCGACCGCCCGACGACACCGACGCCACCACUAACGGCCGCCCCCCGGACAAACACACCACCAUCACCCGCAUCGCCCAACCGCCCAACCGCCGCCCCGACGCCAUCGACGACAUCGAAGGCAUCCGCAACCCCUACACCGGCGAGUUCCUCACCAUCCGGCGCGCCAUCGCCGAGCGCAUCCUCGACCUGCGCACCGGCCAGGUCGUCGCGACGCCGGCCGGCGCCCGGGUCACCAUCGACGAGGCGGCGCCGGAAGUCGCCAGCCUCCUCCGGGCGCCGUGCGGCAUCCACGAAGCCGGGCGGGAACUCACGCUGCUCGAGGCCAUCCAGCGGGGCAUCUACGAGGCGGAGCGCAGCGCCGACCAGCGACCGAAGGUAACUCGCUCGACCACCAUGAGUCAGGCCAUAAACGACGGUAGGGUCGACGUGAACGCCGGCACUUACACGCUCGAUACCGGCGAAUCGAUCGAUAUAAAAGAGGCGUACAAAAUGGGGUAUUUGCUAGAACAUACGGAGGUUAAAUUGCAAACGGGGGCUAUGGCGUUAUCGGACGCCGUAGCGCAGGGUCUGGUCGACGAUAAAACCGGUUGGAUCGUGGAUCGGAACACGGGCAACAAAUACCAAAUCGACGCCGCCGUGAAAUGCGACGUCGUCGACGGCGAUAUGCGCGAAAUCGUCGAUCCUAACACCGACGAUAAAAUCACCGUGUCCCAAGCGCUCGACAACGACGUGAUCAAUCCGAAACUGGGUAAGUACGUGUUGGGUCGCGAGAAAUUGUCCUUCCUCGAGGCGAAACGGCGCCAGUUGAUCGUCAAACCGAAAUCGCUCAAAGAGAUAGUCGACGAUAAUCUCAUCGACUCCGACGGGUUGAUACUGUCGCCGAAGCACCGGACGCGGUUGACGCUGCUCGAGGCGGCGAAUCGCGGCGUUUUGGACUUGGACGGCUUGAAGACCGUGCUCGACAUGCGGACGAACGAGUACGUGACGUUGAACGAGGCCAUCCAAGCGGGCGUCGUGACGUUCGAUUCGAAGUACAGGAAUUCGGUGACGGGCGAGUUGGUGCCCGUGCAGGAGGCCGUCGCCCGCGGCUACAUCAUAUCCAUCGUUAAAAAAUCGAUCUUCGACGUGGACGGCUUCCAGCCGCCCGACAAGUCCGAGCACGUCAGCUUCAACGCCGCCAACGCCAAAGGGUUCAUCAGCAAGAAAUCCGACGGUAGUUUGUUGGUUAACAAGAAAACGGGGAAGUUGGUGGCGUUCGCGGAAGCCGCGCAAACCGGCGAGGUCAAACCCGAAGUGUACGAGAACUUCGUUCGACCGAUCGGUAUAAUCGAAAACGGCAGGGAAUUGAACCUUCUCGAAGCGGUAUUCCGCGGCUACGUCGACCCGAAAUCGGGCAAUCUAAUCGAACCGUCUACCGGUAAAGUAAUCUACCUAAACGAAGCCAUCGCUAAACAUUUCAUCACGCCCGAAGGCGCCGCUAUGCUGAACAGUUUGCUAAAUUUGAACGUAUCCACGCGCGUUACUCGCACUCUAAUCCAACGCUACGUGACCGUCACCAGCGAGGACAUCGCCCAGGGCAUCAUCACCUACACCGAAGCCCUGCGGUCCGGUUUGAUCAACAACGAAGAACAAACCUUCACCGAUCCUUCCACCGGACACACCGUGCCCAUCGUGCAGGCGAUCAGCGAAGGGAAGCUCGCGCCGGACUCGCAGAGCUCCGAUCGAGUGCUGGCGAACGCGCCGAAAUCCGCCAGCGGCGAGUUCAUCGCCAACGAGAAGAAAUCCUUCGAGAAACACAUACAACAACUCCCCGACGACGGGAUGAGUCUAGCCGAUGCUAUAAAACGCGAGGCGUACGAUCCCGUCAACGGGCUGUUCGUCAUCGAAGGAACAGACCGCCAGGCGAGCUUCGAAGAAUGCGUUAACUUGAAGCUGAUCAAUCCCAACACGAUAUCCGUGGUGGAUCCCAAGACUAAGAACAAGCUCCCCAUUGUUAAAGCUUUGGAUAAGAAAAUCGUCGAUUCCACAGGUCAUUACGCCGCCCCCGAAGGCAAAUUGACCAUGAAAGAAGCCAUCGAUAGAGGCCUCAUCGAAAUCCACGAAGUCACCACAGCACAAAUCGCUUUAGAAUCCAACGUUAUCUACGAUCCUUCCACUCUUAACGUUACAUUCCUUGAUACAAACCAAACCACCGAUUUAAUCACCGCCAUAACAGACAACCGGAUUACUUUAGAAAACGUCACAAUUAAAGACCCAGUCACCAAUCAAACCAUUCCACUAGAACCAAACCUAAUCAACCCACAAGAUUCCACGGUAACCACCCCGUCGGGCGACAAAAUCUCCCUAAAACGAGCCGCACAAACGGGCCUAUUAGCCGUCAUCGGCGCCCCCGUACUCGCCACCGCGGCCGCCGUCCAAGCGGUCAAACAGCUACUCCCCGCGCACGAGCACACUCGCCUCUCCGAGGCGGAGAAAACGCGCGCGCGCGUCACCACCGAGCCCACCUACAAGGUGAAAAUCGGCCGCGCCCAGUCGCUCAGCCCGGAGCGCGAGCCCAAGCAGGUCUUGCAGAAGCUGCGCAAGAAGACGGUCAAGCCGAAGGAGGCGGUCGCCCUGAGGCUGAUCGACGCCCGCACGGCGGAGAUGCUCGACCGGAUCGAGCCGAUGACCGUGCUGGAGGCGUUGGAGGCGCGCCGGCUCGACGGCGACGUCGGCGCCAUCGUCGAUCCGCAACGCGGCGAUUUGCUGAGCAUCAACGAGGCGAUCGAUCGCGGCAUCAUCGAUCCGAACGCCGCCAGCGAGAUUUUAGUGCCUUUGAAUCGAAGCUUGUCGAUUCCCGAACUGAUCAAGCAGGGUUUGAUCGAUCCGGCCAGCCGGAAGAUCGUCCAUCCCGAAACCGGUGCUCAUUUAAGUAUUAGCGAAGCUAUUGUCUGUGAUAUCGUGGAUCCUCUGAGUACUCUGACGGAGAAAUCCGGUGAUAAAGUAACGUUAGGCAGAGCGCUGGAAACCGGCGUGGUGGACGAUGAUAAAUCUACCGUCGAAACGAGGUCCGGUGUUAAGGACCUCCAGGAGGCCGUGAAAGAGAAGGUGUUCGACGAGGAUGGUCCCGCGGGACCCGUCGAGUUGCCUCCGGCUGGCAUGACAUUCCCAGUGGCUGUGGAACGAGGCUUGGUGGAUACAUCGAAGAAAGCAAUCACCCAUCCCAUCACCAACGAAACCAUUCCGUUAGUCGAAGCGAUCGAAGAUAACUUUAUAAUGACCCUACCUUUCCGACCGACAUCCGAUUGCGUUAGAAUAGAAAAAGCGUUGGAUUCGAAUCUGAUCGACUCGCAAAGGUCGACUUUCACCGACCCCAAGACCGGGAAGACCUACCCCAUUUCGCAGGCCGUCGAGAAGGGUUUGUUGGUGUUGAAAGAACCCCUUCACGCCGUGUCGUUCGUUCAUUCCACCCCCGUAACUACGGUGACUAAUUCCUUCAACACCACGCACACGGUCACCACGGUCACCUUCGAAAUCGAUUCGGGUUACGCUUGUUUGAGCAAGAACGAAGUGCAGAACAUCCAGACCGGCGAGGUGGUUUCCAUGGAGGAAGCUAUGGCGAGGGGCAUCGUGAAAAACAUCAAUCAAGUCGAGAAUAAAACGGUGAUAAAGGACGGGGACAGCAUGAGUUUCUCGGACGCUUUGAACAAGGGUCUGGUCGAUAUGAACGCGGGGACGUUCUUGGAUCCGAAAUCCGGCGAAAAGUUGCCCGUUAGCAAAGCCCUGCAGGAAGGGAAGUUGUCGACAACAGUCGAAAUUAGCGAAGUUUGCAAAACGACUGAAAUGAAUAUAGCUGAAGCUUACGAAACUAUAUACGAUAAAGAAACCAGCACGUUCCGGGACCCGUCGAAUCGCAGCGAGAUUACGUUCAAAGAAGCGCUAGAUAAGGAAAUUAUCGAUCCCAACUCGCUGGUGUACGACGUAACCGCUCAAAAACCCAUCACGAUCGAACAAGCUGUCGAAAAGGGGCUGAUAGAUCCGAAAACCGGGAAAGUUUUAGACAAAAAAUCCGGAAAAUCCAUCGAUUUUAAGGAAGCCGCCAAGAAAGGGCUUAUAGCAGUGCUAGGAGGACUCGCCAUGCCUGUAGUAGCGCCUGUAAUAGCGAUCAAAAACUACAUAGACGAAUCCAAACAAACGGAAAUCUACUCGCAAAAGAACCUGAAACCCGCUCAAACUCCCAAACCGAAGCAAAUCAAAGAAGAAGUCACGUUUGUCGUCGACGUUCCGGAGCAAACCGAGAUCCUGCCGAUCGGCGACGCCGUCACCCAGCGCAAAAUCGAACCGAAAGUCUGCAGGAUACUCUACAAAAACCAGGAGCUACCGUUCACCGUCCAAGACGGCCUGGACCAAAACAAAAUAAGCCUACUCGACUCCGUCCAAAUCAUCACCAACCACAAAGUGAUACUGGUAGAUACAUCUCGAGUAGCCGUAUUGGUGAUAUCGAAACACCUAACGCCCCAAGCGAUGGCCGAAAAGGGCUACUUCGACGUCAAAACCCGCAUGUUCAUGAACCCCCAAACCGGCGCGCCGGUCACCUUCGAAGAGCUGAUAUUCGGCCUGGGCGUGUUCGAUCCCAACAACAUCCUGGUGAAGGACUCCGCGAAGAAACCUCCGCUGUACAUUCCGCUGGAAGAGGCGCUGAGCAAACGGCUCAUCGACCGGCACACCGGCUACAUGGUCGAUCCUAAGACCGGUAAGAAAGUCCACUUCUUCGAGGCGGUGAAAUUGCGAUGGAUCAUCCACGUCAACGACAAACCCAAGGAGAAAUACCAACCUCUAACGCUGCAAGAGAUCGUCGAUAGCGGUAAAUUCGAUAAAGUUAACGUUACCGUUAAAAUCGAUGAUAUCGAGCUGCCUCUCAUCAAAGCCAUCACUUCAAACGCAGUCGACGGUAAAUCGGUCACUAUUAAAGAUCCUAAAACCAUGCAAUUAGUGCCCUACUACGAAGCAGUAGACAAAUCGAUAGUGGACCCACAACGAGGCCUGAUUAUCAACACAGCCACUCAGAAUACAAUGCAAUUUUCCGAAGGUUUCUUGCAAGGCUACGUGCUGGCCAUACCGCGACCGAUAUCGCUACAAGCCGUCAUCCACAAAGGCAUCUACAAUCCCACCACCUGCAAAAUCACCGAUCCUCUAACCUCUUUGGUAAUAUCGAUACCGGAAGCCGUCGAUCGACAGAUAAUCGACGACAACAUCAGCGAAGUAAAAGACACCAAAUCCAACGCUUUUCUACCUCUCAGCGAAGCCUUGAAAACCGAUCUAAUCGACUCCACCGAAGGGAAACUGAAAGACACCAACACCGGCCAAUUGCUGCCUCUUAACGAAGCCCUCAGCGCCAAUUUAAUCCGAACGAAACCCAUCGUUUUUAACCUACUGCAAGCCAUCAUACAGAAUUAUUACUCGCCACGCACCGGCUUGAUAUUGAAUCCCAUAACGGGCGACGAAAUCACUUUGCAGAAAGCGAUCGAUUGCAAACUGAUCGAUCCGUGCACGACGAGAAUCAAAGACGACAAACGCAAGAGGAUCGUCGAAAUAAAAGAGGCCAUCCAAACGAAUUUAUUAGAUGCCGAGAAAGGCGUUCUGACCAGCCCGCUUCUACCUCUAGACCAAGCCUAUUUGAAAGGCUACAUAUUGAGCACGGUCCUGCCGUGGUCUCUACAAGAAACCCUCGCCCAAAAAGUGUACGAUCCCAAAACGGGUCGAUUCACCAUCAACAACUCGGUGAUAACUCUAGUCGAAGCCAUCGACAACGGCAUAGUGAACCCCAAAGUGCUGACGGUCAAAGAACCGACCACCGGCGACAUAAUCACCCUCGACGAGGCCAUCAAACUCCGUCUGAUCGAUCCGAUCAAAGGCACCGCCCUCGAUCCGACCACCGACGCCGAAACCAACCUCUACGAGGCCUACGAUCGCGGCCUCAUCGUCCCCUACAAGAGCCAAAUCACGCUGCCCGAGGCCGUCUUCAAGGGCUUCUACGACCCGGCCACCGGCCGCUUCAUCAACCCCAAGAACAAGGAGCGCCUGAAGGCGUCGAGCGCCAUCAACCGCGGCUACGUCGACGUCUCCUCCACGCUGGUCACCAUCGACGAGGAGAUCGUCACCUUCGAACAGGCCAUGUUCGACGGCAUCGUCGACGCCAACGCCGGCACGCUGGCCAGCCGCGACGGCUCGCUCGACUUCGGCGAGGCCUUCGAGCGCGGCCUGCUGGUGGAGGUGCGGCCGCCGGUGGCGCUCAGCGAGGCCAUCGCCAAGGGGAUCUACGACGAGGAGUCGCAGCUGUUCUUGGACCCGCAGACCGGCCACUACGUCACGCUGAUCGAGGCGAUCGAGAUCAAUUUGAUCGACGCCGAGUCGGUGAGCGUGAAAGAUACGAGGAUCGAUAUAUGGAGGAAGAUUCCGCUCGUCGACGCUAUACAUAAUAAUUACGUCGACGGGAACACCGGUAUGGUGAAGGAUUACUCCAAAGGCGAGCCGUACGAAGUCGCUUUGCAGAAGGCUUUCGCUUUGGGGAUUCUGGUGGAUAACAAAGCGGCUGUUUCGCUACAAAGAGCUAUACACCAAGGCUUGUACGACGAGAAUACGGGUAAAAUACUCGACCCGAACACCGAUAGAAAAAUCACCCUACACGAAGCUAUACGAAACUUCAACAUCAACCCGUUGCUCUUGUGCUAUUUCGACAGGAACUCCGGCGAAUACCUCAAUCUAACCGAUACUUGCCGGCUGGGCGUUAUCGAUAAACGCAACGGUACGUUCGAAGACCCGCGCGUCGGUAAACCCGUCAAACUAUCCGAAGCUCUAAACUCCGGGCUGAUAAUCGACAUUGAAUCGGCGAAUUUCGGGCUGUACGAGGCGCUCGAAAUGGAGCUGUACAUACCCGAAGAGCGGGUGUUCGUGCAUCCCGCCACCGGUCGCAAAUACACGUUGAAAGAAUCGUACGAAAACGAGCUAAUCAAUCCCGUGAAAUCGUUGAUUAAAAACACCAAAUCCAACAAAUACGUGCAAUUACCCGAAGCCGUCGCUAGCGGGAUAAUCGACGACGAUUUAUCCACUUAUUUAUACCCCAACGGUAAUAGUAUCGAUAUCGUGGACGCUAAAAAUAAGGGGUUGAUAGUGAGCGCUAAGACCCCGUUGAGUUUGGAAGAGGCCAUUCAAAAUAUGCUCUAUCGACCGGAAUCCGGGAAGUUCAUCGAUCCGAUGAACGGGGAAUACUACGAUCUAUCGCAAGCCAUAACCAUCGGUUUCAUAGAUCCCGCUACGACGGGUUUGAAAGAUCCAACCAACAACGCCGUGAAAUCUCUCAUAGCCGGUAUACAAGACCACAACGUCGACGCCGAUAAGGGCAAAGUGCUCGAUUCGAAAUCGCGAAAAACCUACAACCUCGACGAGGCCUUCCGCAAAGGCAUUUUGUUAACGUUAGAUAAACCCAUAGUCGAGCAAAAGUCCAUCGCGGAUUCCCUGGCGGCGUUGAAGCGCACGCGCGAAUGUUCGCUCGAAGAAGCCAUCAAAUUCGAGCUGAUUCACCCCGAUUUCGCUGUCGUUAAAGACCUGCAAACCGGUAAAUUCCGCACGGUAAACGAAGCCGUCGACGACAAACAACUCGACGUUAAUAAAUUAGUCGUUUUCGAUCCCGCCGCGGGUAAAAUCAAAUCGCAAUGUUGCACCUACGACAAAACCACCACCAUCUAUCUAAAAGAACCCCUCGCGUUCGUGAAAGCCGUGGAAAGUAGUUUAUUAGACGUCGGUACCGGUAAAUUCACCGAUCCACAAUCCAAAGAACCUUUAUCGUUGAAAGAUUCCAUCGCGCUCGGUUUCAUCGACCCCGAUACGGCCCUCAUCAAAGACACCGGCAAAAAGAAGCUGAUCAAGCUUCCCGAAGGUUUUAGAAAGGGCCUCAUCGAAGCCGAAAAGGGCGGCGUACUGGACACCGGCACCUCGAAAUUGUUCAGUUUACAAGCCGCUUUGGACAGCGGUUUGCUGGUCACCACCAACAGGAGUUUCUCGUUGAUCGAUUGUAUUACUUACGGGGUGUAUAAUCCGACCACGGGUCGGUUCAACGAUCCCUUCGUCACGACGAAUAUCAUAGACAGAAGGAAAUUGUCGCUGGGGGAUGUGUUGAGGGAGAACCUGGUCGAUCCGAGCGGUACCGUGGUGAAGGAUACCGAAAGCGGGGCGUUCGCGCCCUUAUUGCACGCCAUCGAUGCGGGUUUAGUGGAUCCCGACGAAGGGAAAGUGCUGGAUAAAAUCGGCGAUAAGUACGUCGAUUUCGCCAGGGCGUUGGAGAAGGGGUGGAUACUGCCCGCCGAACAAAGGGCUAGGGUUUACCGCUCUGCUCAGAAUGCUAUUUAUUACAUACUCAUCUACAGUGCUGCGAGAAUAGCGAUAUUCUCAUCGCACUGUACAUCGCGAUUGAUCGGUCGCGAUUCUAAAGCUCGACAAUUCCAGCAAGCCGUCGAAGAAAAAUACAAACUCUGCGACGACGCCCUGUCGAAGCUCCUGCGAUGGAUCGCCGACGUCGAGGACCGCCUCGCCUCCCAGGACGUCGUCCACGAAGUGGAAGAGGAACUCCGCAACCAGAUCAACGUCAUGAAACAGAUCAGAGACGAUCUCGACCAGCACUCCGGCCCGGUGUCCCACUGCCUGGACCAAGUCAGGCAGCUCGUCCUCACCGCCGGCGACGUCCUCUCCAAGAGCGAGGUGAUGGGCCUCGAGAAGAGCGGCCGCAACCUCAAGACGCGCCACGACAAGGCCACCGAUCGCGCCGAUCGCCUGCUGCGCAGACUCCUCACGGCCCGCGACGAGCUGGCUAAACUCAAGGCCGAGCUCGCCGUCUUCUCCGAGUGGCUGGGCAAAGCCCGGCGCGUCCUCGAAGACAAAGAACGCUCCCUGAGCGAUCUCAACAAACUGGAUUCCAGCGCUGAUAGCACUAAAGAAUUCGUCAACGACGUCAUCGCCCAUCAGGCCGAUCUGAGGUUCAUCACCAUGUCUGCGCAGAAAUUCGUCGACGAAAGUAAAGAAUACCUGCACGUUUUGAACGAUCUACGGACGUCCCUGCCGUCUCGGCUGCCUCACAUCGAGCCGUACUCGUCGCAGGAGUCGCCCGUUCGCAACGAGGUGUCGCUGGUGACGCAGCAGUAUCGAGACCUGCUGCACCGGGCCAACAACCUGUCGGACAGAUUGUCCGGCGUGGGCGGCCGCCAGAGGGAGUACUCGGACGCGUUGGACAAGGCGAGAGAUUGGCUGAGAGAGGCCGAGCCGCGGGCCAACAAGGUCUUGAACGAGCCGAUCGCCGGCGAUCCGAAAACCGUGGAGGAUCAGCUGCAGAAAGCGAAGGCUUUGAAUAACGAGUUCGUCGCUAACGGUAGGCUCAUCGAUGGCGCUAAAAUGGCUACUAACGCUUUGUUGCGAUCGCUCGAAGGGCAAAUAUCGCCGUCGGAAAUGUCGCGAUUGGAGGAACCGGUUAAAAACUUGGAGGAUAAGUACAAUCAGUUGUGCGGCGCUUUGGCGAAUCGUUGUCAAGAGCUGGAUACGGCCUUAGUGCAAUCGCAGGGCGUCCAAGACGCCCUCGACGGUAUCAUAGAUUGGUUGGAUCAGGCCGAAAAUCAAUUCAAAAACAUCCAAAAACCGGCGUCGUUGAUCAAAGAACGAUUGGACGAGCAAUUGCGCGAACACCGGGUGUUCCAAUCCGACAUCGACACCCACAUCUCGUCGAUCGAUUCGGUUUACUUAUCGGCCAACGAAUUGAUAAUAUCCACCAGUAACGCGCGCGUCGCCAAGAAAAUCGAAGAGAAACUCAACGAAUUGAAGGUGCGAUUCGAGAAGUUGUACGACAGGACCCAAAAGCGCGGCCUGUUCCUCGACGAAACCAACCAGGAUCUCACGGUGUUCAACAACCAAGCGGCCAAAUUCAACGAUUGGUACAACAGCGUCAUCGAAAUCGUCGAAUCGAAGGACAUGAACCGGCUGCCGGUCGACGAAUACGCCAAGCAAAUGAAGAAGCUCGUCGCCAACAGGGAGGACAACCGACGGUUGUUCGAAGACACCGUCAAAAUCGGCAAGGAUUUGCUGAACAAGCGCGACGUGACGGACACCACGAACGUCAGGGAUCGCGUCAAGGCGCUCGAGACCCAAUGGAAGACUUUGGACGCGCUGCUGGAGGAGAAAGCGCGCCUGACGAAGCUGCGCGCCGAACAGCAGAGCAACUACGAGAGCCUCAGGCAACAGGUGAACGAUUGGCUGAGUAAAAUGGAGACGAAAGUGGCCAGAUUGGACGCCGUCGCGGUGCACCUGGAAACGCUAAAGAAGCAAAACGAAGAACUCAAACCGAUCGCUAAAGACUACAAAGAUUAUUCGGUCAAUAUCGAUAAAAUAAACGACGUAGGCAGCGUCUACGACAGUCUAAUCCGAGGCGACAGACCGGAAUCGCCUAUCCGCAGGAAAGGCUACAGUCCGGGCAAGCGAACGUCGCCGAUCGACGCCAGAUCGCCGUCCCCGUCGAAAGGCCUCUCUCCUCUAUCCACCGGCGGAUCCAGCGGAUUCUCGUCGAGGCGAUCCAGCCAGGACGGUUUCCACCUCGAGGAGCUGUCCCUCAUACAACAGCAACUCGCCGAGAUCAACAACAGAUACUCGCUGCUGGGCGUCAAGAUCAACGACCGGCAAAACGAAAUCGAUUCCAUCAGAGAGGAGGUCAAGAAGCACCUGGACAACCUCAAAACUCUCACCGCUUUCUUGGACAAAAUCCAACGGCAACUGCCCAAAGACGUCGUGCCCAACACCAAAGAGGAAGCCGACAAGCUCAACAAGCAACUGAAACUCGUGCUCGAGGAGAUGUACGAGAAACAAUCUCUGCUGGACUCCACCAAGACCCAAAUCAAGGAUCUGUUGAGGCGCAAACCGGGCGCGUUGGGCGUCGACAAUCUAAACGGCGAGCUCGAAGACGUCGUCUCGCAUUGGAAGAGCCUCAACGACCACCUCAAGAACAAAAUCAAAUUCAUGGAGGACAUGAAGGAGUUCCACGACACCCACGACUCCCUGGCCUCCUGGCUGGUCGCCAAAGAGCGCAUGCUCACCGUCUUGGGGCCGAUAUCGAGCGAUUCGCGCAUGGUGCAAUCGCAGGUGCAACAAGUCCAAGUGCUGCGAGAGGAGUUCAGGACGCAACAGCCGCAAUUGCAGCACCUCAUCGAAGUCGGCGACGACGUGCUGAACCACUUGGAGCCGAGAUCGUCCGAUCGCCAGAAGAUCAACAACAAGCUGACGGCCGUCCAACAGAAGUGGGCCGAUUUGCUGGGGAAGUUGGAGGAGAGGGCCGAUUCGUUGGGCGCCGCCGCCGACACCAGCAGGGAGUUCGACGCGCAGCUCACCAGGCUGCGCGACGCGCUGCAGGCCAUCUCCGACAAUCUCGACGAGCUGCCGUUGGACAAGGAUCCCGAGGAGCAGUUGCGCAAGGUGGAGAAUCUCGAGCGGCAAUUGGAGGGCCAGCGGCCGCUGCUCACCGAUUUGGAGUCGAACGGCGCCCAUUUGUGCGACGUGCUCAGCGAUCCCGCUUCGCGGGCCGACAUCCAGGCCAAAUUGGCCUCGGUCGGUCGCCAGUACAACGCGUUGCAGAGGAAACUCGACCACAAGAAGGCCGAAAUCGAGGGAUCGCUGCGCGACGGCAGGCAAUUCGAAGAACAAUGCGCCAAAACGCUCGGCUGGCUCUCCGACGAGCUGGGUUCUCUGUCCGAACGGUUCCUCAUCUCCGCCGUUAGAGACGUGCUGGAGCAGCAACUCAACCACCACGAGCCGAUCUACAGAGACGUGCUGUCGCGCGAACACGAAGUCAUCAUGUUGCUGAACAAAGGUAGAGAUAUAUUGGCGAGGAACAACAAGAGCGACAACAGAACGCUGCAACGAGAUUUGGACAAAAUCAGCCAGAACUGGGAGAAGCUCCGCAAGGAGACCGUCGACAGGUACACCAGAUUGCAAACGUGCAACGAACACUGUCGCAAAUACUACAAGGCCUCGGAAACGUUCGUACCGUGGUUGAGACAAGCCGAAGACAAAUUGGACUCGCUGCGACCGUCGUCGUUCCAAAAGAAACACAUCGAGAAGCAGCUGAAGGAGCUGCAGAACUUCCGGAACGACGUGUGGAAGAAAUCCGGCGACUACGAAAACACCAAAUCCCUCGGCGACGCCUUCCUCUCCGCCUGCGACAUCGACAAAGACGACGUCAAAGGCGAACUGGCCGAUCUGAAAGACCGCUGGGACCGGCUCAACGACGACCUCAUCGCCAAGACGCAGGCGCUCGAAGACCAGGCCAGGAAGCUGGCGAACUUCAACGAGAACCUCAGGGAGCUGCGGCACGGCCUCGAACGAUGCGAGGACAAGCUGACGUCGCACGACGCCCUCGGCGGCGCCGCGCGCGACCCCAAGCUGCUCGAUCGCGUCAAGGCGCUGCGCGAGGAGACGGCCCAGCUGCGGAAGCCGCUGCACGGCUGCCGGCUGCAGGCCGGCGAUCUGUGCCAGGAGGCCGCCCAGCACGGCAUCGACGCCGGUCACCUCAAGGACGACGUCGACGGUUUGGGCGAUCGCAUCGACGAUUUGUGCGGUAAAUUAGACGACCGUUGCUCCGAUUUGCAAUCGGCCGCUACCGCCGUCACCCAAUUCAACGAUCAAGUGAAGGAGAUAUCGCAGGAUCUGUCGGCUUUGGAGUCCGAAUUGGACGAUAUGAAAGCGCCCGGCAGGGAGAUGAAGGUGGUGCGCGCUCAAAUCGAUGACGUCGGUAGGUUUUUGAACAAAAUCAACAAAGCCGCCGGCGAUUUAAACGAUGCCAUACGAUCCGGCGAGAGAUUAGUAGAUAACGGAUUCGCUCCCGACACGGUUUUGACCAGACAGCAAUUGGAUACGCUGAAGAAGCAGCUCGGCAAGCUCGACGAUCGCGCCCACAACCGAGAGAAAGACCUGGAGAACACGCUGAAGCGAUUGGAGGGCUUCUACGUGGCGCACGCCGGCGUCGUCGACGACAUCAACGACGCGUCGGGCGAGCUGCGCAAAUUGAAACCCGUCGGUUCCGAGGUGGAGAGCAUCAGAGCGCAGCAGAAGGACUUCAAGAAGUUCCGAUCGAAUACGAUCGAACCGUUGGGCAAGAACAUCGAGGAAGUGAACCGGCUGGGACAAGGCCUCAUCCAAUCGGCUUCGACCGGCGUCAAUACCGCCACUCUCGAGAAAGACCUCGAGAAAAUGAACGGUCUGUGGAACGAACUCCAAGAGAAAAUCAACGACAGAGAACGCAAACUCGACAUCGGCCUGCUCCAGUCCGGCAAAUUCCAAGAAGCCCUCGACGGCCUGUCGAAAUGGCUGACGGACACCGAAGAGCUCGUGGCCAAUCAGAAACCCCCGUCGGCCGACUACAAAGUGGUCAAGGCGCAGCUGCAGGAGCAGAAGUUCCUCAAGAAGAUGCUGCUCGACAGGCAGAACUCGAUGAGUUCGCUGUUCAACAUGGGCAACGAGAUCGCCAAGGAGGCCGAGCCGUCGGAACGCAAGGCCAUCGAACGGCAACUGAAGGACCUCAUCGGUCGCUUCGACGCCCUCACCGAGGGCGCCCAACAGCGCACCAUGGACCUGGAGCAAGCGAUGCGCGUCGCCAAGGAGUUCCACGACAAGCUGAUACCGCUGCAAGAUUGGCUCGAUCGCACCGAGAAGAAACUGAAAGACAUGGAGCUGGUGCCCACCGACGAGGAGAAGAUACAGCAACGCAUCCGCGAACACGACGCCCUCCACAAGGACAUCCUGGCCAAGAAGGGCGAGUUCAAAGAACUCACGGAAAUCGCCUCGAAUCUGAUGUCGCUGGUCGGAGACGACGAAGCAUCGGGUUUGGCCGACAAGCUCCAAGAAGUCACCGACAAAUACUCCGGUUUAGUCGAAGCCAGCGAACACAUCGGCGAGUUGCUAACCGCUUGCAAGCAAGGCCUCCGACACCUCGUGCUCACCUACCAAGACCUUGCCGCUUGGAUGGACCAAAUGGACCAGAAACUGGCGCGCUACAACGUCCUGGCCGUGCACAACGAAAAGCUGCUCGAGCAAAUGGACGAACUCACCGAUCAUUCGGACGACAUAGCGCGCCGACAGACGGACGUCGACGGCACCGUCGACGCCGGCGUCGAACUGAUGCGGCACAUCUCCUCCGACGAGGCGCUGCAAUUGAAAGACAAGCUGGACUCGCUGCAGCGACGCUACAACGAUCUGACCACCAAGGCGGCCGAUCUGCUCAAGCACGCCGAAGCGAUGCUGCCGCUGGUGCAGAAAUUCCACGCGAACCACAACCGACUGGUCGAUUGGAUGCAAACGGCCGAAUCGAUUCUGCAAUCCGCCGAACCGGACGAGGGCGACAUCGCCCGAUUGGAAAUCGAUUUGCAGGAACUCAGACCCGUACUGGAAGCUAAUAACGUUAUCGGUCCUCAACUGUGCCAGGCGAGUCCCGGCGAAGGAGCCUCCACCAUCGAAGGGCUCGUGACGAGAGACAACAGAAGAUUCGACGCCAUUGCCGAGCAAAUACAGCGACGCGCCGAGCGCAUACAAUUAGGCAAACAGAGGGCUUUAGAAGUGACGGGAGACAUCGACGAAUUGUUGGAGUGGUUCAGGGAGGUCGAUGGGCAGCUGAGAGACGCCGAGAAACCGUCGGCCGAACCGGACCUCAUCAGAAUCCAGCUCAAAGAACACAAAGCCCUGAACGACGACAUAUCCAGCCAGAAGAGCCGCGUCAGAGACGUCCUCUCCGCGGCCAAGAAGGUGUUGCGCGAGAGCCCGCCCGGCGACGACGCGUCGUUGAUCAGGGAAAAGAUGGAGGACCUGCGCGAAUUGAUGGACGCCGUCUCCGGCCUCAGUUCCGAUCGAUUGGGCGUGCUCGAGCAGGCCCUCCCGCUCGCCGAGCACUUCCACGACACGCACAACGUCCUCGUCGCCUGGCUCAACGACAUGGAGGAACAGGUCUCGAUGCUGACGAUGCCCGCCCUGCGGCCGGACCUCAUCGCCCACCAACAGGACCGCAACGAGAUGUUCCUGCAAUCGAUCAACGAGCACAAGCCGCUCGUCGACAAGCUGAACAAGACCGGCGAGGCGCUGAUCGGCCUCUGCAACGACGACGACGGCGGCAAGGUGCAGGAGUGGCUCGACACCGACAACGCCCGCUACGCCGCCCUCAAGCUCGAGCUGCGCGAACGCCAGCGGGCGCUCGAGCAGGCGCUGCAGGAGAGCUCGAAGUUCACCGACAAGCUCGAAGGUAUGUUGCGCGCGCUCUCCAACACCGCCGAUCAGGUCAACCACUUGGAACCCAUAUCGGCGCACGUGCCGAAGAUCAAGGAUCAAAUCGAGGACAACGACAACCUGGUGGCCGAUUUGGACAAGCGCAAGGAGGCGUACGCGGCGGUGAGGCGCGCCGCCGACGACGUCUUGAGCAAAGCAGGCAACAAGUCCGAUCCGGCCAUCAAGGAGAUCAAGGCGAAGCUGGAGAAACUGAAAGGGCUGUGGGACGACGUGCAGAAGGCCACCCAGCACCGCGGCAAGUCGCUCGACAACGCCUUGGAGGCGGCCGAGCGGUUCUGGAAGGAGCUGCACGCCAUCAUGGCGACGCUGAAGGAUCUCGAGGACUCGCUGGCGUGCCAGGAGCCGCCGGCCGUCGAGCCGAAGGCCAUACAGGAGCAACAGGUGGCGCUGCAGGAGAUCCGGCAGGAGAUCGACCAGACCAAGCCGAAGGUCGACAAAGUCAGAUCGUCGGGCGAGAAAUUGAUGAAGCUGUGCGGCGAGCCCGAUAAACCCGACGUGAAGAAACACAUCGAAGAUUUGGACAACGCUUGGGAUAACAUCACUGCUUUGUACGCCAAGCGAGAGGAGAAUCUCAUCGACGCCAUGGAGAAGGCUAUGGAAUUCCACGAAACUCUACAGAAUCUGCUGGAGUUCCUGAAGCAAGCCGAAGGGAAAUUCGAGAAAUUGGGUCCGCUGGGAAGCGACAUCGACGCGGUGAAGAAGCAAAUCGAGCAGCUGAAGCGAUUCAAGGCGGAAGUCGAUCCGCACAUGGUGAAAGUCGAAGCGUUGAACAGGCAAGCCCAAGAACUCACCGAGCGCACCUCCUCCGACCAAGCCGCCUCCAUCAAGGAGCCCCUAUCGGCGGUCAACCGCCGCUGGGACGACCUGCUGCGCGGCAUCGUCGAGCGCCAGCGCCAGCUCGAGAACGCCCUGCUGCGCCUCGGCCAAUUCCAGCACGCCCUCAACGAACUGCUCAUAUGGAUCUCCAAGACGGACGCCACCCUCGACGAGCUCAAACCCGUCGCCGGCGAUCCCCAGGUCCUCGAAAUCGAACUCGCCAAACUCAAGGUGCUGGUCAACGACAUACAAGCGCACCAGACGAGCGUCGACACGCUCAACGACGCCGGCCGGCAGAUCAUCGAAAACGGCGAAUCGGACGAGGCGAGCGUGACGCAGGAUAAACUGAACACUUUGAACACCCAAUGGCGCGCUUUGAUGCGAAAGGCCGCCGACAGACAGCGCGAAUUGGAAGACGCCUUGACCGACGCGCAACGAUUCAACGCCGAAAUUCAAGACCUACUCUCCUGGUUGGGAGACGUGGACGGCAUCAUAACGGCCAGCAAACCCGUCGGCGGUUUGCCGGAAACCGCCUCCGAGCAACUCGAACGAUUCAUGGAAAUCUACAACGAAAUCGAAGACAACCGACCGAAGGUGGAGACGGUGCUCGCCCAAGGGCAGGAGUACCUCAAGCGGGCCGGCUCGCCGGCUUCCAAUCUCCAACACAACCUGCGCACGUUGAAGCAACGCUGGGACAGCGUGACGGCGCGCGCGAACGACAAGAAAAUCAAGCUGGAGAUAGCGCUGAAGGAGGCCACGGAGUUCCACGAAUCGCUGCAGGCGUUCGUCGAUUGGCUCACCAACGCCGAGAAGCACCUGCAGAACCUCAAGCCGGUGUCGCGCGUUUUGGAGACCAUACAGGAUCAAAUCGAGGAGCACAAGGCGUUCCAGAAGGACGUGAGCGCCCAUCGCGAGAUCAUGCUCGCCUUGGACAAGAAGGGUACGCACCUGAAGUACUUCAGCCAGAAGCAGGACGUUAUAUUGAUCAAGAACCUGCUGAUCAGCGUGCAACACCGUUGGGAGCGGGUCGCUUCGAAGUCCACCGAACGAACCAGAGCUUUGGAUCUGGGCUACAAGGAAGCCAAGGAAUUCCACGAUUCGUGGUCGUCGCUGAUGACCUGGCUCGAGGAAACCGAGCAAUCUUUGGACGAGCUACAAUCGGAAGCGACCAGCAACGAUCCCAAUAAAAUCAAACAACGUUUAGCCAAACACCAAGAAUUCCAAAGGGCGCUGUCCGGCAAACAGGCCACCUACGACAACGUCAUGAAAUCGGGCAAACAGCUCAAAGAAAAAGCGCCGAAAUCGGACGAACCCACCAUCAAACACAUGCUCAACGAAUUGAAAACCAAAUGGAACUCGGUGUGCCACAAGAGCGUCGACAGACAGCGGAAACUCGAAGAGGCCCUCCUCUAUUCCGGCCAAUUCAAAGACGCCAUCGCCGCUCUACUCCAAUGGCUGCAAAAAGCCAAAAAGGAACUAUCCGAAGACACGCCGGUGCACGGCGACCUCGACACCGUCACGCACCUCGUCGACCUGCACCGGCAAUUCGAGAAGGAGCUCGAGAAGCGCAACGACCAAAUGGAAUCGGUCAUCAACAACGGCCAGGAGCUGGAGAAGACCGCCGCCCGCGCGGACGCCGCCCAAAUCCGGUCGCAGCUCGACGAGCUCGUCGAGCUCUGGGACUCGGUGACCGGCAUGACCGGCGCGCGCACCGACAGGUUGCGCGACGCGCUGCGCGACGCCGAGCGCCUCCACAAGUCGGUCAACAUGAUACUCGACUGGCUGUCGGAGGCCGAGGUGAAGCUGAGGUUCGUCGGCAAUCCGCCCGAGGACGAGGCCACCGCCUACGAGCAGGUCAAGGCGUUGGACGUGUUCCGGGCGCAGCUGAGCGAGAAGGAGAUCGACAAGAACCAGACGCUCGAGCUCGCCCACGGCAUCCUGGCCAAGGCCCAUCCGGACGCCAUCAACGUCAUCAAGAACUGGAUAAAGGUGAUCCAGGCGAGGUGGGAGGAGGUGUCGCAGUGGGCGAUGCAGCGGCACCAGAAGCUGUCGCAGCACCUGCAAUCGCUGCGCGACAUGGACGAAACGCUCGAGGAGCUCAUCCAGUGGCUGUUGGGUUUGGAGAAUACGCUGAUAGCUUUGAAGCGCGAGGAGUUGCCCAUGGACAUUCCGGCCACCGAGCAGCUGAUCGCCGAUCACAAGGAGUUCAUGGAGAACGUGCAGAAGCGGCAAGGCGAGGUGGAUAAGAUCUGCAAGGCUAAACAGGUGAAGGCCGUUAAGGAUGUCAAGAAGUUCGCCAAAGGAAAGGGACAAAUUCGCGGCUCCCAGCAUGACAUUCACGAAUCCACACAAGACAUCUACGGCUCGCUCAGUCGCAAGCAAAGUCGCGUCAGCCUGUCAGGAAGGGACCUCCUGAGCCCGGACCCCAAUUUACCUCACAUCGGCCCGAGGUUCCCGCCCGCUGGAAGCGAACCGGAGUUCCGAUCGCCGCGCGUGAAGUUCCUCUACGACAAGUGGCGCCACGUGUGGAUGCUGUCGUGGGAGAGACAACGCGAACUGUACGAUCACCUGGCCUAUUUGAAAGAGAAGGAAAAGGCCGACAACUUCUCGUGGGACGAUUGGAGGAAGCGCUUCCUCAAGUUCAUGAACUACAAGAAGUCCAGGCUGACGGAUCUGUUCAGGAAAAUGGACAAGGACAACAACGAGCUGAUACCGCGCGACGAAUUCAUCGAGGGCAUCAUCAAGACCAAAUUCGACACGUCCCGUUUGGAGAUGAAGCACGUCGCCGACAUGUUCGACGAGAACAACCGGGGCCUGAUCGAUUGGAAGAAAUUCAUCGCCGCCCUGCGACCCGAUUGGGAGGAGAAGGUGCCCAACGACGCCCAAAAGAUCCACGACGAGGUCAAGCGAUUGGUCAUGCUGUGCACGUGCCGGCAGAAAUUCAGAGUCUUCCAAGUCGGCGAAGGGAAAUACAGGUUUGGUGAAAGCCAAAAGCUUCGAUUGGUCCGCAUCCUGCGAAGUACCGUUAUGGUACGAGUGGGUGGCGGUUGGGUGGCGCUCGAUGAGUUCCUGUUGAAGAACGAUCCGUGCAGAGCCAAGGGACGCACGAAUAUAGAGCUGCGCGAGCAAUUCAUCCUCGCUGACGGGGUUUCGCAGACUAUGACAGCGUUCAAGCCCAAAACGUCCGCCUCUAGUCCCGCAUCCGGUUCCUCGGCAUCUUCACUGCGCACGCCUCAGGGGCCCAUUAUGAAGGUGAGAGAACGUUCUCAACGUUCGGUGCCCAUGGGAAGUCUACCGAGAACCGGAAAAUCGUCAUUCUCGGCCGGCACUCCGGAUUCCCUCUCCGACAACGAAGGUUCCACGUUCCGCACGCCCAGGAAGCCGUCUUACAGAUCGAAUCUGACGCCGGGCGGUUCGAGGAGCAACUCCAGACCGACGUCGAGGACCGGCAGCCGGCCCGGCAGCAAACCGCCUUCCCGGCACGGAUCGAAUCUAUCGCUGGAUAGCGCAGACGACGCUACUCCGUCGAGAAUACCGAGACGAACGCCGACGUCCGGAAGGAGUUCCGCUUUGUCGACGACGAAGAGCAUAAACGGGUCCGGUUCGAGACCGCGCACGCCCAGCGGUUUGAUAUCGCCCGCCAGUCCGGUUGGAAGCGUAGCAGAUUGUUGUAAAAAAAUGAUUAAUAAUUACGACCCGAACACCGUCUGGAUCGAACACGCCUACACAUCCCGAUCAACAAACGGCAGUCUCGAGGCUUUUGAAGCCUUCGAGUCGUUCGGAAACGCCCGUAGGACAGCGGACGCCUUCCGGUAUGAAAACGCCUACGGGACUUCGAACGCCGACAUCGACAAUCGGCCAGACGCGCAAAAAACCGACACCAAUUGCCGAUCGGGAGCCUUUUAGAUUGUAAUUUAGUACUCUUUUUUUAACUAUUCCCCCUUUCCUUCAAAAAAAUAUAUAUUAUUGGUAAGGAAUAAUCUAAAACUCACAAUGACUGACCUUUGUUACGUUUUAAGAUGCUAAAAAUGUUCAUAUUUUUGUAAAAAUUGUAAAAUAUUUCGCCUGUUGUAUUCCUUUUCGUUUGAUGGUAAACAAAAUGUUUUUAAAAAUUUCGCGGCACUAGCAGAAAAAUGUGUGUACUUGUUUGAAUUGAAAAGUUUAUUUAUUUUAUUAUGUAUUUAUCGGUUUUUUUAGUUGCCAUAUUUGCGAGAGAAAUGGAAAAGGAGUGAUGACGGUAUGUUUUUAUAUAUUUUUGUGAUUAGGAAUAUAUAUGUAUUAUUGGUUUGAUUAUUUAUACGGAGGUUUAAUCUGUAUAUUGGCAUAAAAGGGACCAUUUUUUUUAAUUAAAUUACGUUUUUAAGGUUACUUACUAAUUUGUCUAACCUGCUUUACGAAUUUUAUUUUUAAUUCAUUAAUUUUAUACCCCUUAAGCCAAACACUGAGCAUACUACAUUUUUAUAUAAGAUAAAAGUGUGAUUACCAAUAAAUGUUAAAUGUUUAUCAUUUAUAAUCGCCAGUAUAAAUGGUAAACGUGUUUGUAACUUAUUUAUACGUAUUGCUUUUUGUAUUAUUUAACUAUUGUUAUUUAAUAAAAACUAAAUUUAUUAUUCUUUACCUGAGAAUUUCUUUCCCAAAUGAAAAUGUAUUCCUCCUCAUCACUUUUAUUAUUCGGACUAACCAGAAUGAUGGACUCCCAAAACUUUGCUGUCAAAAAAAAAUGUACGUACCACCUACAUAACAUCUACUAAAAAUUAUUAAAUGAAAUAGAAGAGACUUCAAGAAAAAUAUUACAUAAAUUAGAUUUUAUUAACCUGUCAUUGUUGUUCUCUACAAUAAAAAAAGAAAUAUAAAAUACAAUAAACAAUACACACCGAAAUGAAAACGUAUGUAAUGUGUAUUUUUUCUCAUAUCUCAUAGGUUAUUGGCAAAUACAAAAAACAAAACUACACAUAUACAGUGCUUACAUAAUAAAAGUGAAUAUUUAUACAAAUAGCAAAUAGGUACAGAUAAUUUAAUUAAUUAAUAAAUCUAACUAUGUUUUUAAAUAAAAUACUUAUUUCGCGCCAAAGUCCCGAUUCGGGAAAAUGCGGUCCUUAACGUACCGUCUGACAGUUCCUUGUACACAGGACAACGGGGCGACACAAGAUCAGUCACGCAACUGUGCUUUUGUCGGUAAGCCAAUUUCUUUUUCUUUUUUUUUUUUCAUUACCCUAGAGUUUAUAUUUAUUUGAACGUUUUGAAUCUUUUUAGAUCGUUCCAAUUUUUUUUGAGUAUAAAACGAUUUUACUUUUCUUUUUCCUAGCGGUUCUUUUCCUAAAACGAUCUAUUUUAUCCGAAAUACUAUUGUACUGCUCACAAGAGAAUCACACCUUUUUGUUUCCUUUAAUUAGCUUUACAAUCAAACUUUAAAUCUCAAAUCAAUAUGUAACCCCAACCGUGUUAGUCAAGAAAAAAAUCAAUAAAGUACUAUCACACUAUGACAAAAUUCAAUAGCAUAUUUUAUCUACUACAUAAUGAGACACAUUUAACAUUUUACUAUAAGUUCCAUACCGUUCGUUUUAUAUUAAAUUUUCAUCGACGAUUGUUAUCUAGAAUGUUACAAAAUCAAUUAUCAUAUAUUAAAAUAUCACAGAUAUAUUUAUAAAUUUUAUUUUAAUCAAGCGAGUAAAAUGUAUUUGAAACAAAAACGUGAAUUCUCUUAAUAUAGCCAUUUCAAUAGCAACGUAUUCCCUAAAUAUCAGAAAGUAAACACUCGAAUUGACUUCCGUCUGCUCAGUUAAAAAUACAGAAUAUUAUAUCCCGACCUCUCUUUCAAAGCAAUUAUUUAAAGAAAAAAAAAUUAACAAAGCCUUUCUCUAACCGUAAAGUACAAAAGUUAUACCAAUAAAUGUUAAGAUCAAAAAUUAGUCUUUAAUAAAAAACCCCCGUAUUUUCUUGUUUGGAAAUAAAAGUGAAUUGCACAAUACUACGAUUCGACGCGUAGUAAAUUUAUUAAACAUAAACUUAAAAAAAAAACAUUCCUAUCAAUUAAUUUACCUUCAAGGCAAAAGAAAACUCGAAAAAUAAUACGUAAAACUUUUAAACGUUUAAAAGUAUGAUACAAGGCUUCCGUUAUAUUCGUUUUACAAUAUUUUUUUCUCACAUCAGGUCAAAAAAAGUGCAAGGAAAAAGCCUUUCAAAAGACUAAAAAUAAAUAACUUACGAUUCUUCACACUUCUCAUAAAAAUACAGUAAUUGUUACGAGCUAAUUAUAGUAAUUAACAAAAAAAAAGAAAGAAAUAUAUGCGGAACCUUUGCGGCCGUUACCUGUACGAGAGGAAGGGGUCCGGGGCGAAACUGUGAGCAGGCAAUUAAUUACUUGUGUACCCAUCAUGUUUAAGCUUGGUUCCAGUACGAAGCCUGAUAGGCUUGUUUCGGACCUGUUUUCGUCUGGUUCGUCGCCUGAGAGCGUUGACCGCCACCGCUUGACGAAUC